Messenger RNA from Cuscuta campestris, 5910 nucleotides. The record is from the annotation of a GenBank genome assembly. NCBI's taxonomy places the organism in Eukaryota, Viridiplantae, Streptophyta, Magnoliopsida, Solanales, Convolvulaceae.
GGUGCAGAAGAAAAAAAAUAAAAACCGGAAACCUAAGUUUAAUGGCCCAUUAGAACUUCAGAAGGCUCUUCAACCCUAACGGCCUACCCAAGAAAGUUCAUUCAUUUCUCUCCAUCCGUUUUCGAAUCUCCAUCGAUCUCCCCUCUAUGGACGGAUCCAACCUGCGGUCAUUUAAUUUCUUCGAUUCUUCUCCAAUUGGUGCUAGUUCCAGAAUGUUGAGGAGGGCAUCAAAGGCAAUUUCUGGUACUGUCUAUUUUAAUAGUUUCAUCUUAUUUUAGGCCAAAGUUUCAAUGAAGGGUGUCAUAAUCUUCUUCUUUUCUAAUCUUUGAGUUAAUUUUCUCUGCAAUUUCUGGUUCCUUAUGUUGAAAUUUUUCAAGAGCUUCAAUCUUUUAUUCAUAGAGUAUUCUUGUGUACUUAUAUUUUGAUACUCAUGCAUUGUUUGUGUACUUAUAUGUGUCUCAAUUUUUUAAUUUUUAGAUAGACAUUAGUUGAACUUGUGUUGUUGCUCUGUUCAAACUUGCUUUCAAAUGUUUUAUUUUUAUUUGAAUUGUUGAUGGGUUGACAUUAGCAUAUAUGGGAGGGCUACUUCUAUUAUAAACACACUAAAAAGAAACAUGAUUUGUUGCUUGUUGUGACUACUGGUUCAUUCCAUGUUCUUUACGAUUUGGCACCUUUGGUUUACCAGGUUUUUGGCAUGUUUUUAUCCAAUUUUUGGCAUGCUGGUCGGAUUUUAGGUGUUUUUGUAACCUUGAGUUUGAUUUUUUAUUCAAAAAAUAUAUAGGUGUUCCCCUAAAAAUGUUUUGGUUUGCAAUUUGUGGUUUGUUGUGAGUCAGUGAGUGUUUGAUGGAUGUUUGAGUGGUCCCGGUGGCAUCGGUGACUUUGGUGAAGUGGUAAUUGAACAUGGGCAUGGCUUAGCACCAAGACUUCACAUUGUGGCAGCGGCAAAAUUGAGCAGGGCUUGGCUACUACAUUUCUUGUUGCCUCUAUAACACCACAGUGUUGGGAAGCCACUGAUUUUGGGCUCCAACAUCUCACGUUGCUGCUGUUACUACAUGGAGGAUGGAUUUUCUUGCUGCCCAGGUUCCUUUGGCAUUUGGUACUGGUUUGUAGCUCUGUUAACAAGUUGGAACUACUGAUUUGGUUGAUGUUACAUUGAGCAGGGCUUGGCUACUACAUCUCACGUUGCUGCUGAUUUGCUCCCCUUAGAUUGAUGUACGCUGAUUUGGUUUGCUUUAAUUAGGUUUUUAUUCAUUUAUAUUCCGAGGGGCUUUGGUUUGGUCCUCCCCUCUUGUACUUUCCGUUUGUUUUAUAAUAAAAAAUUUCUUUAAAAACUAAUGACUAUCCUGCUACUUCUUCCCUCGGAGGGAAACCCUAGCUUUCCACCUCAAUCAAGCUCCCCAGACCCCAUUGGCUACCGGAUCUCAGAUUUUCCGUUGUAUAAUUUGAGUUUUUUUUUCCAGCUUAGGUUAUAUCUGUAGUAUAUGUGGAUCGGAUUUAGUUUCGUAGUUUUUCAUUAUUGUAAUUCUCAUUCGUCGUAGAAUAAUGAAUGAGAUACAUGUUUUUUUCCACUUAUUUUUGUGUUGCUGUUAAUUUCAUGCGUGAAUCCCUUGUACUGCAACGUUGUAACUGAUGUAUCAUAGAGAGGAUUAAGGGGUUUCUUUUGGCGCUGAGAAUCAUCCAUGGAGAUGCAAAAUUCUCGGAGGCCAUUUGACAGAUCGAGAGUGGAGCCAGGGCCGAAGAAGCCAAGGUUAACUGAAGAUCCAUCCGCGGAUCGUAUAUCGAAUGGAGGAAGUUUGAUACAGACACGCUUGGCGGCCGCCAGCCAGGCAGUUGCAAGAUUCAGAGCUAGCGAAAGGGGAGGAGAUUCGGAGAACAGUGAUUCGGGUCGUGGAUCAUAUCCACAACCACAGCAGCAACACAAUCAUCAGGAACUGGUUAGUCAGUAUAAGACUGCUCUGGCCGAGCUGACUAUCAAUUCGAAGCCAAUAAUUACCAAUUUGACUAUCAUUGCUGGAGAGAGUAUGACAGCUGCAAAGGCUAUUGCAGCCACGAUCUGUACCAAUAUUCUUGAGGUUCCCAGUGAUCAAAAGCUGCCAUCUCUCUAUCUUUUGGACAGUAUUGUGAAGAAUAUUGGGAGGGAUUAUAUUAAGUAUUUUGCUAUCAGACUACCUGAGGUUUUCUGCAAGGUGUAUAGACAGGUGGAUCCAUCAAUACAUUCUAGCAUGCGGCAUCUUUUUGGAACUUGGAAGGGCGUCUUCCCUCCACUAACUCUUCAAUCAAUAGAGAAGGAGCUUGGAUUUACAGCAGUCAAUGGUUCAGCUUCAGGAACAACUAGAAAUGAUUCACAGACUCCUCGACCUGCACGUAGUAUUCAUGUGAACCCCAAGUAUUUGGAGGCUCGGCAGAGCCUACAGCAGCCAACUAGGGCAAAAGGAACUACUGCUGGCAUUAGUGCAACUUUUGUAAGCUCACCUGAUGAUGUGGAGAGAUUGGAGAGGACAGCCAGUGUUAGUUCUGGUCCUGGAAAAUCUUGGGGGGAUCCUUCUAUUAAGAAUAUUCAGAAUGUUCAGAUAAGUCAUUUGAAUGAACCUGUCCUUGAGAAAACGUUAAAUGUGGAGAGAACUGCAAAUAUGGCAUAUUCAGACCCUGCAUAUGGUUCUGAGAUAUCAAGGCGGCCUGCUUUACAUUCAGAAAGAAAUAGUGAAAAAUAUAAGAAGCAAGGUUUUGAUAAACCAUGGUAUGAUUCUGAGAGCAGUGCCACAGGUAUAAUAUCCGGUGAAAGGAAUGGUUAUGAUCUCAAGCAUGGCCUUCAAAACUAUCAGACCCGCAAAUCUUCCAGUGCUGAAGCAUAUAUGCACACUGCACAAGAUUCUACCAAUAGAAUUGGUCCUGGAUUGAAUGGGAGUUGGAAGAAUUCUGAUGAAGAAGAAUAUCCGUGGGAUGAUAUCCAUUCAAGAUUGCCCAACCAUGCUAUAGCCAAAAACUCACUAAAAGACCACUGGGCAACUGAUGAAUUUGAAAGAAUGGAGUUGCAAGCCCAGCCAAGAAGAGUGCAAAGCAAAAGGGAUGCUGGUGGAUCAGGUUUCAAUCAUGAUGCUUCUAUUUCUUCAGUAGCAAUCAAACGCCAAUCAACUUUAGGAGGGGAGGGGUCACCACUGUGGCCAAGAGAACCACACGUUUUAGAUGGUGUUACUGUUCCAGUACUUCCCGCUAGAGACCUUUUGAGGCAGUCUGCUGAAGGCUAUGGUACUUCUUUUAAUCGGUUGUCAAAUUCCCAAACAAAAUUUGGACUGUCCUCAAAUGCUCUUCCUUUGGAAAAGGAGUCUCGUGCUGCUGCAUCUCCCUCUGCACACUCACCUAUGCACCAGCUUUCACCAUCACCAUCUAAUGAUCAAGUAUCAUUCAACAUGGCAGAGCAAGACAAUGCAGACACUAGCACUUCUCAAUUUUCAAGGAGGUCAAGUUUAGAUCCCCGUCAGAGGUUUUAUCAGGAUACUCUUUCUAGCAGUACUGAUUUUGGCAGUAAUUCACAGAGAAAAAUGUCCCCAGGUUUAUCAUAUUCUUCUCCAAUGAUGAUAUCUUCUCAAGGAAGGGACCAUUCUCCAUUCUCUAAGCAUUUAGAUCCAAAACCUAAGGUGGCUGAAUAUCUGGACCAAGGCAGGAGACAGCCGAUUUCUCAAAUUUCAGGUGCAACUGAACUAUCAUCACUUCCUGGGGGUUCUGCACCUGGCCACUCAAAUAUUCCUUGUGCUGAACCCCCCUUGCAAGCAACUACUAGCAGCUUGUUAGCUGCUGUCAUGAGCAGUGGCAUAUUGGGUACUAAUCCUGUGACAAUUGACAACUCGGCCAGAUCAAACUCCGAGGAUGCAGGGUCUUUGUCAUCUCAAUCAGAUUCUCAUCCCAUUCCAUCAACUAUGAAGAGCAAACUUGCUGCUGUUAUAAGCCGGCCUUCAGAGGGAAAUGCAUCAGUUCUCAGUACACGUUCCAAGGGAGGACACAUGGAAAGACCACCUUUGCCACCUAGCCGAAUUUCUUCUCUCCUGGCUAGUGAAAAUUUGGCUGGUGCUGGCUCUAGUCCAGUGUCAAGCCUUUUGAGUACAUUAGUAGAGAAGGGACUGAUAACUUCAUCGAAAGAACAGUCCCCAGUUCCUAUUGAUUCACGUGUAGAUCCUCAAAUUCCAAGCCAGAGUCCAACUGUAAAUACUAGUUCGGAAACUGCUUCAGCAUCUCCUGUCUGUAAAGAAAAUCCGUCAUUGUCAACGGAGUGCGACCAGUUUUUUGCAAAACCUGUUGUUAAAACUUCUGAUAGCUUACGGCAGCCCAUUUCAAGAGAUCAGAAUGGUUUGAUCGGUGUUGUUUUUAAGCCAGAUGUUAUUCGUCAACCACAUCCGGCAGUGAUCAAUGAACUUUUAGAUGAUCUUCCUCAUCGGUGCCAUACAUGUGGUCAUAAACUUAAGCUCAAGGAACAACUCGACAAACAUUUGAUUUGGCACGAAUCCAGAAUUUCAGAUGUGGAAAUGUUGAGUAAGGCUUCAAGGAAGUGGUAUGUAAAUUCAACAGAAUGGGAUUUCGGAAAUGCUACUAGUUUCAACGAAUAUCCCGACGGGAGUCCGGAAUGUACCGAGGAGAUGGUACCCGCUGAUGAGAGCCAGUGUUUAUGUAUCUUAUGUGGUCAGCUUUUCGAGGAUGUUUUCAGUGUUGAAAUCGAUCAGUGGAUGUUCAAAGGCGCUGUUUAUUUGAGUAGUCAGUAUUUUGCUGACAAGACACCUAGAACUGACAUGGGUCCUGCUCUGGGUCCUAUUGUCCACAUAAACUGCAUUACUGAGACUUCUCUUCAUGAUUUGGGGCUGGUAAAGGAUGAUAUUAAACAGGAAGAUUAAUGCCUGAGAGUGCUGUAAACUCUGGAGAUCGGACACUGCAUAUAUUUUGAGGUUUAGAUGUGUUCAUACAGGGCAAAUCCAUGGCUCGUUAGGCAAUUACCGGAUUUUAUUCGAGUCUAGAAGAGGUUGCAUAUCAUCGAAAGCUACACAUCGACCCGCAGAGGAGCCUCAGGUGGAGCCCAUCUCCCAGAAGAGAAUUUUGUCCACUAAAGAAAGGUCUCGUAGUAUUAUAAUUUGCCCGUUAGGCAUCGUUCGUGAGCUUUAAAUAUGGCCAGUGAUUAUUUCUUGUGAAACAUCUUAUUUUUCACAUUAUCUCUGCGUUGGAACACACAGAAAAAACAAGGGGGAAAUGCUUGGUCACUGCAUCCAGUUGUUGUAUACGAGUAAAUCAAAAAGGGAAAAAAAUGAACAGAUAUUGAGAGAGAUGGCUUUGUCUUGAUUUUGUCAUUUGUUCUUUUUUCAGACGAAAUUGGUACCGCAAUGUGCCUCUAGCUUCUAGAAUAGCAAAUCAGCAAUCUUUUGAACUUGAACCGAUGUACGGAGUAUUUAUUGGAGUAAAUUUUACUCCUUUCACUCAAAACAAAGUUUUUCCUUCACCAUUUACAAGUGGUUCACACUGACACAAAGUGUUGGUGCGUUAACAAAAAUUUACACUGACACAAAGUGUUGAUACGUUAACAAAAAUUAGCAUUACAUUAAUACAAAAUGUGGAUGCAUCUCUGCAUUUUAGAAAAUGAGGUACAAAUUAUUGGGAUACAAAUAGGUUAAUCCAAUCCAAUUACUCAAAGUAUUGGUCUUGAGGAGGAGGAAAAGUCAAAAGUCCCAAUCCUCCUAUAUACAAUGCUAGGUGAAUUUCUCCGUGAAUAGUGUUCCCGCCUAAACAAGGUGGACCUUGCUGCGGUUUUGGGCAUGCAUUGGUAUACGGAAAUGGCCUGCUUUGGUGUCUAUUCGAAUCUCCUUUUUUGCUUUAUGUCCACUCAUUACCAUCUUCUAUAAAGUUACAUUGAUAACAUAAAUUUGGUGGCUCCAA